CUCGGCUCCUCGCCGCCUCUCAUUGUCGGGAGGAGAAGCCCCAGCUCGCCAGCCAGUCAGUCCGCGGGGCCGGAUCAGCAACUCCAAGCGGGCCGCCGCCCCCCCCCUGCCGCGGAGUGUGGGCAGCCGGGGCGGGCAGAGCCGGCGGUUCCUGCCGGGCCUUUUAGGAGGGAAGCGGAGGGGAGAAGACGAAGGCGAAGAAGAAACUCUGGGGCGCCCUGGGGCUCCUGCGCGCCGCGCCGAAGGGAAAGCAGUGGCGGCGGCGGCGCUGGGGAGGAGGACCGGUGCCGAUUCUCUACGAAGCCUUAUGAAAUCAAGGAGAAGAACCAACCAACCAUCAAAUUUCAUUUGAGACCUAGGAAAGGGAAAUAAACUGAGCGGCAAACAUGGCCGACUACUCGUCUUACAAAGAGACCUCCAAUCGGCAUUUGCGCUUCAAACUUCAGAGUCUCAGCCGCCGCCUUGAUGAGUUAGAAGAAGCAACAAGAAAUCUCCAGAAAGCAGAGGAUGAGUUAUUAGACUUGCAGGAUAAAGUGAUCCAGGCGGAAGGCAGCAACUCCAGCAUGUUGGCUGAUGUGGAAACCUUGAGAAAGAGAGUUUUGAAAAUAGAAGGCAAGGACGAGGAGAUCCGAAAGGCAGAGGAGCUCUGCCACCUGAUGAAGACCAAGCUUGAAGAAGAGGAGAGCCUCACCCGAGAACUGAAAUCUGAAAUCGAGAGGCUCCAGAAGCGAAUGGCUGAGCUGGAGAAACUGGAGGAGGCUUUUGGUCGGAGUAAGAACGACUGUACUCAGCUUUGCCUCAGCCUCAAUGAGGAGAAAAACCUGACCAAGAAGAUUUCGACAGAAUUGGAAAUUCUUCGGGCGAAAGUGAAAGAACUGGAACAGUCAGAAGACCGGCUGGAUAAAACAGAGCAAAGCUUAGUGAGUGAACUGGACAAAUUGAAAUCUUUAGCCCUCAUUUUUGUCAACGAAAGAAAACAUUUCACUGAAAAGGAGAAGCAGAGUGAAAAGCUGAUACAAGAGCUCACCCUAAAGCUGGAACAGAAUAAUAAAUUCAAUCGGGCUGACCAAACGCGCAAUACAUCAAACCUCUUGGAGAGAUCAUCCAACAGUAUAAUUGACAGAAAUGACCUGAGGAUUGAGGUUGACUUGACAACUUCAGCACUAUCCUCAAAAGAAACCAGGAGAAAAGCUAGCUUGGACUACCUAAAACAUGUGGAAAACGAAACUCGGAACAAAUCGGAAAACCAGAAGAAUAAAAACCAAGAAGACAACAAAGUGAGGGACCUCAAUCAAGAAAUUGAGAAGCUGAAGACCCAAAUGAAACAUUUCGAGUCUUUAGAAGAGGAGCUGAAAACCCUAAGAGCCAAAAACAAUGACCUCCAUGACAACUACUUGAGCGAACAGAAUAAGAAUAAGAUCCUCGUGGGCCAGCUGGAAGAAAUAAAAACAGAGAUGAAAAAGCAGAAAGAGCUGGAGAAUGGUGAAGCAGAGAUGGAGGAAGUGAACAUGCCCAGCCGAGUUAAGCAUGACCGGCCCAAGCAUCGAAUGGUUACAACCGAGUCAGCGGUUUCUAAACAUAAGUCACGGGAACUUUCACCUCAACACCGGCGGGAGAGGCUACGCAAUCGAGAAUUGAAUAAUGAAAGUUACGGCCAAAGUAGCAAGCGAGUUACAAGCCCUAAUAUGAACAGCAGAAGGGCUGCCAAAACAUCUGGCACAUAUACUGUAUUAGACUCUUUAUCAACUGAUGCUAAACGGGUAGAAGACAAAUCCACCUUAGGCGUGAACAGUUCUCUACCAAAAGACAACGGCACCUCUGCCACUGAAGUGAAGAAGUCUAGGGAACAGCCUUCAGUGCUUAGCCGUUAUCCACCUGCAGCCCAGGAGCAUAAAUCUUGGAAGGCCUCUCCAAAACCCAAGCAUGAAAAUACCACAAAGAAUAGAGUUGAAAAAGGACCCCAACCACUGAACGAUGCUCAUCACAUUAAACCUGAUGAACUUGAAGACCAGCCCAGCAAACCAGAAUUCACAGGGCCUUCUUCUGAAAAGGGACUAAGGAUGCAUGCCGCAGAAUCGCUGGUUCUCACAGCGGAGACUCGCACCUCCAAAGCUAACGGUGGGCCACCCAAUGGUGCUGCUUUGUCCUAUGGGCAGCAUCCCUCAGGAGAAACCUCAACUUCUGAGUCGGUGAGCUUGAAGACGGAAACUACGUUUUCAGCUCGCAGGCAGCCCUUGGAAGAGGACUCUCAAAAGGCAGUCCUCUUCCAAAAUAGAGAGCCCGUGGACCUUCCACUUGAAACGACAAAACCUUCUCUUUUAUCGAAGCCUUGGCUCGUUCCGAAAAGCCAAGAAGAUACUUCGCAGAAUCAUCCAAUUCCUCAAAAAGGGGAAACAGACCAAACUUUUUUCUCGACUGUAAACUGCAACAAUUUGGACCUAAAAGCAACACGGUCCAAAGCUGCCAAUCCCAGCCGGAUCGAGAAAUCCGGCAUUGAGGAAGGGACAAGCAAAAUCGGAAACCUCUCCGCUACUUUAGACUUAGGAAUAAGAAAAGAGAACGCUUCCCGGGAAUUCACCACCUCCCGGGGAUCCGUUCAUACGUCUUCCUUUGAAAACGAUAGACAUGCCAGCAGCGAAGAAGACCUCAGUCGACUAUCCAAAAUGACAACAGCCGGUGCGAUGUCAGGCUUGAAAUCCCGACGGCCAUUUAGUCCACGGGAAGCUCUACGCUCCAAAGCCAUCAUCAAACCUGCAAUUGUGGAGAAAGACGUGAAGGAAGUCAUGGGUGGUGUGGGUUCCGGUCUGGAAACCCCCUGUGAAAAACAGCCCCCCACCUGUAAGACAGUAGCACAUAAAAUGACCAGCAGCAUCACCAUUUACCCAUCUGAGCCAAUGACUCCAAGGGGCAGCCUCAUGGACCCUACAAAGGAACAGCUGCAUGCAACCCUUCAAGCCAUUCCAAGCCAACUGUCCCCAGGAGCAGAUGCAACCAGCGUUCCUAACGACUUCUCACUUACCAAGAGCAGCAUAACCUUAAAGUUACCAGAGACCGAUAAAAACGGAGACUCUGUUCUGAGAAGCAGAGUAGAAACGGUCAUUUCCAAAAGUAGUAUUACAAUAAGGCCUUCGGACGCCACCGAAAGAAACAGCGAACUGCCCAUGGAGACGGUCAGCUGGAAGAGUCACAGCAAUCUGGCGACAAACUCAUCCGAGGCCAAGCACGUCACAGUAAGAAGCUCAUGGCGGACAAGGCGAGGAUUGCGUUCUUUGGAAGACUCUCUAGCCAAAGAGGUUGACCAUGUAAAUCCUCGGACUCCAUGUAGGUCAUCUACUGACCCUUCUAAACCGGAAGGGACCACGGCACGCAUCUACGCGAUUGAGCAGAAUUCCAGAAGGGCGAGUGCCGGGUCGAAUUCUUGGAAUACUCCAGAAUUAGACUCGAGAAGGACCAAAAGUAACUUGAGCGCAUCCGAGAUGCUAAACCAGAAAAGCUGCGUCAAUGAUCUUGUGACCGUUUCCUCUUGGAAUUGCACAGUAAUGCCAGAAGACAAAGAUUCUGCUCCCAGGAGAAAAGCAUACAGUUCUUCCUCCGAGCAACUGACGUCAAGGAGGAGGCCAGAGGUCAAGCCGGAACUGCCCCGCCAACUUCCGAGCAGCAGGGCUGAGGAACGGAGGCGGUGGUCCAGAGACCACUCGGAAGCCCACUGAAGUGGCUGAGGCUUAUUUCCUGUUGCAGUUUGCAUGACUUCCAGACCUGGAACAGCAUCGUUCUCCUGCUGCUGCUGAUGCCAGUCCACCAUGAGGGACUGAUUCGGUGCCUGACCUUUUACCCCCUUUCAGUGCUCAAGUACUCUCCCUCUUCCCUCCCCCCCCAACCCAGAUGGAUUUUUCUUUUAAUGGUGGCUUUGCGUUCUCCUUCUCCUCCACGAAGGAGGAAUGUGGAGAUUUUGCUCAGGGGAAUCCCACUCCGGAACUUUACCGAGCGCGAAUCAAUGGAGACCCUCAGCUAGCAACUUGCUUGGAAGCAUCCAAGAACUUUGGAUAUUUGGCUUGGGUGUUUAAUCGACUCCAUUCCCGGAGCAGCUUUUGGUUUGGUUUGACUUGAAAGUCCCAUGGAAAACCACUUUGGACUUGGGUCUGCUGGUCCUCAGCUUUGGAGAGCCAUUUACCUGACACCUCCUGGCCACAGCUCUUGAAGAACGGCCUAGCAGGGUUUCACAGGCCAUUGCUUCCCAGUAGCAGCAUCUCUUUUUCCUCCUCCUCCUCCUCCUCCACCCGCAUUGCAACCGUUUGGCCGCUCAUACCGAUGUUUGACUGAGCCAUCUAGAGAAGCAAUAAAUUUGAGAUGCGUCUCCUC
Pantherophis guttatus is the source of this 4359-nucleotide messenger RNA. It is a transcript of the gene LUZP1, whose product is annotated as leucine zipper protein 1. The record is from RefSeq and is a predicted model, not a curated record. NCBI's taxonomy places the organism in Eukaryota, Metazoa, Chordata, Lepidosauria, Squamata, Colubridae. Gene Ontology annotation, biological process: neural fold bending.